CUUCCGCGAACGAAGGUAACAUAAUCACGGACCGGGUUUCUCCUAUUUUUUCUAUCUCCGUGACCGAGAGAUUGAGGUUAACCUCAAAAUCUGUCGAGUCCUCGUGUUUGAAACACAGUUUGACAUUAGAGACUGAUCAACAACAAACCUUUAACCGAAUAAAAUGGCUCAAGGAAAGUUGAAGGUUAAAGCAAAACUGCCAGCUUCCGCUAAGCCAAAGGGCGGCGGUAACAAGAAUAAUAACAAUAACAAAGGUCGACCGAUACAGCGCAGAGGAAAUGCGCCGGUACGUCCAAAGAAAGCAAAAUUCGAGGAACAGAAUAAACUGAAGAAAAUCAUAUCGAAAACGGUGAACAAAGCGAUGGAACAAGAGUUGAGGCAAAGAGCACUCGGAGGUAAACAAUCUCUGACAAAGAAAGAACCGGCUUCGUCGUCAAGCGGACAGAAAAAAUAACAGUAAAUAAUUCACUCUUUCUUUAAUCAUGGACAAUUUACUUGAAAUAAAAAUGGUGUACGCAAUUUCAUUGAGAGGUCGUAAAAUCGUGUCAUUCAAUUCAAUGGAAAAAUCUCCGCUGUAGCUGCAUUGAGACUUGUUUUUAAAAGUAUCGAUUUUCUUACUUGUCGAAGUAAUAACUCUUUAUUCAUAACAUGUCCCACGGUAUAAUUAUUGUUAUAUUAUUAUAUUAAUAUGUAGUUGUAUAAUAUAAUUUUCAUAUUUACUGGCAGUUGCUUUUUGUACGUCACGUUCUACGCAACGUACAUUACUUUUUUUUUUUCAUUUCAAUUUGUCGAUGUCUGUUGUAAAAAGAAAGAUAAAGAACCUGUAUAUAAAUAGUUGAUAUUUCAUAACAUACAUAUAUAUGCAUUUUUUGAUAUUUCGCAGUCAAUUCUUUCUUUCCAAUAUUAACAGUAAUCGUAAUACUAGUAAUAAGAAUAAUAUUAAAGUGGUGUUACAAUAGUAAAAUGUAGCACUGGAUACAGUCGAUGGCACUGUAGUUUAAAUAAUAUUAAAGAAUAUGGCAAUCGUGUGUAAGCUGAAACGCUACAGAGGAACACACAGAAAA
This is a messenger RNA of Neodiprion fabricii, 1064 nucleotides long. RefSeq lists its product as uncharacterized. NCBI's taxonomy places the organism in Eukaryota, Metazoa, Arthropoda, Insecta, Hymenoptera, Diprionidae. The record is from RefSeq and is a predicted model, not a curated record. The transcript is spliced from 2 exons. The coding region runs from base 164 to 454 and encodes 96 amino acids.